This is a messenger RNA of Penicillium cataractarum, 723 nucleotides long. RefSeq lists its product as uncharacterized. The record is from RefSeq and is a predicted model, not a curated record. The transcript has a single exon. Lineage: Eukaryota; Fungi; Ascomycota; Eurotiomycetes; Eurotiales; Aspergillaceae. Bases 1 to 723 code for a protein of 240 amino acids.
AUGGCAAACUCGCCCAGCACCGACAACACUAACUGGCAAGCCUGGAUGUCAUCUAUCUCUGGAAAUGAUACGGUUCCAGACCGAUUUUCUUGGCACCAGAUUGGGUCAUGGCAGCGCGAGCCUGAUCUUACAGUGGCUGCUUUUACCUCUUUACGGGAGACCUAUUCCGUUGCUGAGAAGCCAAUCGAUGUCAAUGAGUAUGGUUGGCCCUCAGAGCAGAAUCCCGCCAACUCGAUCUACUAUCUCUCGCAAUUCGAGCGUCACAAUAUUCGAGCCUUGCGGGCUAAUUGGGGUGGUGGUUCAAACUUGCACAAUUACAUGGCCAGCUUGAUCUACGCGGAUGAUUCGGGAUAUUAUCCCAAUGGUGAUUGGCAGCUUUACAAAUAUUACGGAGGAAUGGUAGGUGAUCGGAUUGCAACUACUGCAUCUUCAGACCUCUUAUUCGACGUCUUUGCCGUUUUAUCGGAUGGGAACCUUCUCAAAGUUAUUGCCGGUACCAGGACUGUCCAGGCCUCAUACGAUCUUAUCAUCACAGGAUUCAGUAAACAUGGGCUUGCUACCGAGGGCACGCUCGAUGUUCAAAGCUAUCGAUUUGACUGGGGUGGCUCUGAGGUAAAAGUCGACAGCCCAGUUGAUCUGGGCAGGGCUUCCUAUGGCUAUUCCUCAGAUACAGUAAGUUGCCACGGUUACUAUAUGUUUGUGGCCAGGUGGAAGUACCACUAA